Messenger RNA from Ochotona curzoniae (black-lipped pika), 1807 nucleotides. Its product is annotated as acyl-coenzyme A thioesterase 1-like. NCBI's taxonomy places the organism in Eukaryota, Metazoa, Chordata, Mammalia, Lagomorpha, Ochotonidae. Gene Ontology annotation, molecular function: fatty acyl-CoA hydrolase activity. Bases 47 to 1426 code for a protein of 459 amino acids. Gene Ontology annotation, biological process: fatty acid metabolic process; acyl-CoA metabolic process. The transcript has 4 exons. The record is from RefSeq and is a predicted model, not a curated record.
AUUCCACAUUUCCGUUCAGUUCUGAGGUCUCAAGUCAGGUCCUAAAAUGGUGGUGGCCUCGUCUCUUGCCGUCCUGAGAGCCUCCAGACUGUGCCAACUGGGCCUGAAGAGUUGCGCCCGGUUUCUGGGGCCUCCACAGCUGAGCCCUGGUAGCCCGGCCGCUUGGAUCCCUGUUCGGAUGGCGGCGACGGUGAGCGUGGAGCCCGCGGGCCCCUCUUGCUGGGACGAGCCGCUGCGCAUCGCCGUUCGCGGCCUGGCCCCCGAGCAGCCGGUCACGCUGCGCUCGGCCCUGAGCGACGAGAAGAGCGCGCUUUUCCGCGCCCACGCGCGCUACUGCGCCGAUGCCCGCGGCGAGCUGGACCUGGAGCGCGCGCCCGCGCUGGGCGGCAGCUUCGCGGGGCUCGAGCCCAUGGGGCUGCUCUGGUCCAUGGAGCCCGAGAAGCGCUUUUGGCGGCUGAUCAAGCGGGACGUGCAGACGCCGUUCGUAGUGGAGCUGGAGGUGCUGGACGGCCACGACCCCGAGCCGGAGCGGGUGUUGACCCGCGCGGUGCUGGAGCGCCACUUCCUGCCGCCGGGGGUGCGGCGUGAGGCGGUGCGCGCGGGCCGGGUGCGGGCCACGCUCUUCCUGCCGCCAGGCCCCGGGCCCUUUCCUGGCAUUGUGGACAUUUUUGGCGUUGGAGGUGGCCUUCUGGAGUACCGGGCUAGCCUGCUGGCUGGGAAGGGCUUCGCUGUGCUGGCUCUGGCGUAUUACAACUACGAGGACCUCCCCAAGGGCCUGGAGACCCUCCACCUGGAGUACUUUGAAGAAGCUGUGAACUACCUGCUCAGUCACCCUGAGGUGAAAGGCCCAGGAAUUGGACUCCUGGGAAUUUCCAAAGGGGGUGAGCUCUGUCUCACCAUGGCCUCCUUCCUGAAGGGCAUCACGGCCGCCGUCAUAAUCAAUGGAUCCGUGGUCAUUAUUGGGGGAACUUCACACUACAAGGAUGUGACCCUGCCCCCCAUAGGUCCCAACAAGAGUCGAAUCAAGAUGACCAAAGAUGUGAGGAUGACCACAACUGGAAGAGCGAGUUCUAUGCCAAUGAGGCCUCCAAGCGCUUACAGGCCCAUGGGAAGGAGAAGCCCCAGAUCAUCUGUUACCCUGGGGCAGGACACUAUCUGGAGCCCCCCUACUUCCCCUUGUGCCGGGCUUCCCACCACGUAUUGGUGGGUGGGCCUGUCUUCUGGGGAGGGGAGCCCAGGGCUCAUGCUGUGGCCCAGGUGGAUGCUUGGGAGCAACUGCAGGCUUUCUUCCACAAACACUUGGGUGGUAAGAAUUAGCAAGACUCCCUGGAAAAAUAAUCCAUCCAGUUUGAAGACUGUGAGGGUAAAAUAUAUUCUGAUGACAUCAGUCUGGUUUGUUCAUAUUAGUUUGAAUCUAUUACUAUAACAGGUUUUCAUUCAUUUUUGUUUCCAUAAUAUUACUACCAAAAAGUUUCUAUCUAAUAGGGAUAUUUUGAAUGAAAAGAGUCAUAAGCAUAAGGGCUGGGGUUGUUGUGUAGCAAGUGGGGCUACCACCUGGGAUGCUAGCAUCACAUAUGGGUACUGAUUUGUGUCCUAGCCUAGGAAUAGUGUCAGAAUAUGCCCACAUGUUUGACCCCCUGCAACCUAUAUGGGAGACCUGGAAGAAGUUCUUAGCUCCUGGCUCCUGGCUUCAGCCUUGCCCAGCCCUGGUUGUUGCAGCCAGCUGUGGAGUGAACCAGCAGGUGGAAUAUCUCUGUCUCUUUCUGUAACUCUAACUUUCAAAAAAAAAUAAAUAAAUCUCUUUUUA